CCGAGAGGGCGUGACCGCGGUGGGGAGCCUGUGCUCUGCCAGGUGAGGGACGCGGGGCUCACUGGUCCGCUGGGCCCCCUAGUGGAGAGAGCCUGUCACUGGGCAGUCCCAGCUUUCCCUGCACGUUCAUGGUCUCCCUGGAUCCUGCCUGGCCGGCCGACAGGCAUGUCGGGAGAUGGGGAAGAGGAAGACGCCUUUGGUCCCAAGGAUGUCCUGCUCUAUUCCCCUGACGGCGGCCCCUUUGUGGAGGAGGCGGAGGGGGGCGGCUCUGGGAUGAGUUGGGCUUGGGAACCGAGCACAACCUCCUCUCAGUGGAGCCUGGAGCCCGAAGCCAACGGGAGCAAGCCCCUGGGGAUGGACUGUCAGGAGGACAGCGACCCGGUGGAGGAAGCCCUUCAAGAUUCACAGACGGUGGGCGAGGGUGCAGAUCCUGAGACCUGUAUCCUGGGCCCGGUUGGAGGGGCUCAGGAGGAGGGUGAGGACUCGCUGCUGUUUCCGGAUCUUCACAUCCAGCCUUCUCUUGCGCCCGUGGAGAGGAAAGCACAGUUCUUAGAGAAGCUUCACGUGGCUUUACACGACAUCUUAGCCGAAAACUGGGGGAAGAAGCUUGGCCAUGUGGCCCAGAGCAUCGGACUCACAGGAAAGGGGGAGAAGUCGGUGGAGGCGGCCCCUAAGCCCCGGAAGAUCCCUGGAGAUGAGCUGCCCGAGGAGAGAUCUCCAGAACCCGACCAAGGACUCCCCAUCAACCAUGUGGAGAGCCCCCCUGAGAUGAGAUGGCUCACCCCAGUGGCUUUUCCCGAGUGUCUCUCUGAGGUGUGUGAACAGGGCAUCUUCUCUCGCCUGGCCCUGGAGCAGGAGACCCCUGUGGACUGUACCCUGGACAAUUGUGAGGAGACAAAGGAAGGAGAACAGAUGAAAAGACAACAGCCCGACACUUCACCUUCUUCCCCUAGCUUGGCCCUGGUGAGGGCAAAUAAAAAAAGCAGGCUGUCGACCACCUCCAGAGAGGUGAGGAAGAGGAAAAACCUCCGGGAAGAAGAAUCCUGGAAGAGAAACGAAAGCGGCCGAGCAGGGGGGGCGGACCCCAAGACUCCAGCAAGCCCCUUUCCAAAGAGCAGUCAGGAGACUUGUGGACCAGUGGGAGACGUUGCUGGGACCUCCCCAACCGCUGAAAGAGAGCGUAAGCAAAUGGGAAAGACCCAGCCAUGGACCUGCUCGCAGAAAGCCUCUUCUCUGCAUGAUGCUCUCUUGCCCAACAGGGCUGAAAGUGGGGAGGCCCCUGGUCGCACUCCCAUCAAGGGUCAGAGAGGCACAGUGACUGCUAUGUUAGUUGUGGAGGCCCUGGGUCUUCCUGACGGGGCAGCCAUGUCCAGUGUAAUGUCAGCCUCUAAGACUUCCUGCAAAAGUCCGCACCCCUGCCCACCGGCUGUCCCCUUGGAUUCCCUGCCUUUGACGUCCUCCUCCAGAUUAUCAGAGGAAGUCUCUGGAGAAAAUCAAAAUCUUGGUUUUGCUAUGGUGCCCAAGGCCGUCACUGGCAAUGACGAUGCUUACCUUUCAGACAUUGUCAAGGAACUGGAGUCUGCUGCUGGCAAAGGUGUUGGGGUUGCCUCUGGUGCCAACAGGGGAGAGAUGCUGGGAUCUCCUGCUAGGCCCCAAGGGCUCUCCUCCACAAACAAGCCCUGUGGCCAGCCCGACCUGGAUUUCCCACUAGCCAACUCUUCUUCAAAGGGGCCUGUGGCUGGGGGAGCCAGUUUGGACCCUGAGAAGGCGUCUGAGUCAAGUAAGAGACCCUUGAAACAUCGUAGGAACAGGUCCAGAGCCGCAGAGAAGCCAAAGAGGGGAGUGCUGUCCUCUGCCCAGGAGUGGGGCAGGAACGGAGGAUCCAGAGCGGAUGAUGUGGGAGGUCAGGAACCAGGCCCAGUAAGCAAAAGCAGAGAGGAGGAAGAGCGGACAUUGCCGCGUCUGCCAAAUGGCGUGAAGCUUGUCUGUUACUUAGGGUCUGGGUCGUCAGUCAGACUCCUGGGGGCAGUCAGCCAAGCUUGGGAACCCAAACAGCCCCCACAGUUGGAAGAACUGGAGGACCUCUCGAUAGCCAGCUCAGAGACACCUUCCCAGGGAUCCCAGCUUUCCUCCGCUCGGGCCAGGGGUUCACACCAGGAAAAAGCGCUAGCUCCAAAGGCAACCAAAGAUGUCUCUGGUGAAGGGGAGAAGAAGCCCCCUCAGGUGGGCAAAGCCUCUGCGCCCACACCUGUGGAGAAGCCACAGACCCCAGCUGAGCCCAAGGUGAGGGAACAGAAGAAGCGGCCGCCCAAGGAGAAGCCGCUGCCCGGGCCGGCCCCACCCCUGCAGCUCUCGGGGGAGCAGGUGCGCAGCGCUGUGGCUGACUCCCUGAGGGAGGUGCUCUUGAAACGACUGCAGGAGCCUGCCAACCUGACUGUGGGUGAGGAGGCUGUGAGGGGCAUCGCUGCCAACAUUGAGGCUGCCAUCUUUGACCUCAUGCAAUGCACCGACUACCGCUACAAGACCAAAUACCGAAGCCUGGUGUUCAACCUGAGGGAUCCCAGGAACAAGGACCUGUUCCUCCAGGUGAUCCGUGGAGACAUCACCCCUCAGGGCCUGGUUCGGAUGAGUGCCACGGAGCUGGCUUCCCAGGAGCUGGCCCAGUGGCGGGACCGAGAGGUGAAGCAUGGCUUGGAGAUCAUCGAGAAGCAGCAGCGAGAGGCUCCAAGCUGCCGGGUCACCAAGCUGACCCACAAAGGGGAGAUUGAGAUCCAUCCGGACGUGGACCAGACCCUCACCUUGGAAGAUCUGACUGAGCCGGCCUCCCAUAUGGACCUGAACCUGCGCCACCAGCCGGGGACGGCCGAGUCCCAGUCAGGGCGAGACACGACCGAGCAGCACGAGAGCCACUUCCUGGACCCUGACUGCCGAGUCUGCAUGGGCUGGGAGGCCCCUCGAGGGGGCAGAGGCUUCAACGCACCCAGGAGCACCCCACUCUCCAGGAGCAAAAUCACCAGCACCCCCCAGAAACUCCCCGGCCCCACGUCCUUGCCGCGAGUGGACACCCCCCUGCCCGGGAUGUCCAAAAGCAGAAGUGGCCCUUGGACUCAGCUGCAGGACAGGCCUGAGUUGGCCUUCUGCCCGAGACAGGCUCUGAAGCCAAAGGCUUUGCAGGGCCGGCCACUGUGGGAAGGUGCCCUGGAAAUGUUCUCCAUCAAGCGGUUUGACACGAAAGCCUUCCUGGUUCAUGGCUACAGUAGCCAGCUUAUCCAGACUUUGCCCAAGGUGAUCCGCUCAGCAGGCUGCGUGCUCCCCGAAGCCGUCUGGGAUUACUUGGACAGCAUCUGGUCCACGGAAGCCAAGGAUAUCAGUGUGGUCCGGCUGUGCCCCCUCAGAGCCCACGAUGCCCAGAAUUACAACAUGCUCUACUCCUACCUCAACAACAAGCAGCGCUACGGCAUGGCGGCCAGCAAGCACCUGGACAUGUUUCUGGUGCCCCUGCCGGCCUUCCAGCCCGUGCCCCCCAAGCUGCGCCCACUGGGAGGCCCAGGCCUGGAAGUUACUCACUGCAGCCUUGUGCUGGGACUGAUCCUGCCCAAGGCCCCCCCGGGUGAUCUCCGGCUCAACGGCACCAGCCCCCUGCAGGAGAAGAAGCGCAAGACGGUCACCUUCAAGGAGACGGUGGAGACCAAGUGCUACUCGCCCGGAUUUCGGAGGCCGGCCGGGCUCUCCAAGCCUGGCCCAUCCUGGGCCCCCGGGGCCAGCCUAGAGGGCCCCUCGGCCUGGGACAGCAUUUCGGCUGAUCUCCUGGAAGAGGUGGCUGGGCACGUGGAGCAGGAGCAGUCUGUUGGGGGGAGGGGGCCCUACAGCCUCCCCUUCUGCUGCCAGCAGGAGGUGGCGGGCCCGUGCCCCGAUGGCCCCUGCCCCCUGGGCAGCCUGGCCCCCCAGGAACCCUUGCCCGGCUGGACCCAGCUCAGCGCAGGCGGAAGGAUCCCGAGUCAGCGAGCCCAGCCCUUUUCCGACGGCGUGGGCCCUGGGCUGGUGCCUCUGGGGGCCCCGCUGCACCCCGAGUGUGGGGGCCUGGCCCCGGAGCUGGGGGCCCUGAGCCUCCUGCAGCUGGCUGGCCUGUUCCACUUCGGCAGCCCCCCGGCGGUGGCCCUGGCCCCGGCCCCAAGCCUGCUCUCCCACCCUCCGGCCGCUGACUGUUUCCACUUCCCCGAGCACGCCGCCACCAACUGUCCCCAUGCAGCCGCAGGGGCCGCCUGCCCGCCCCCCCACCCCUCGCUCCUCCCCACUGGGGAGGCCCUGACCCUCAUCCAGCACCUCGAGGCCCUGGUGAAGAUGAAUAGUCAGCUGCAGGCCUCCUUGCAGAUGGCUGGCCCGGACCCCUCCCUCCCCGGGCCUGGGGCCGGGGGGGCCCCGGGGCCUGUGGGGAUGGAGCGCCCCGGGAGGGAGGCCGAGAGCCAGGAGUGCCCACCACCGCCCCUCUUCCUGACCCCUUUUUGUGGAUCUGAGCAGCCUCCUCCUGGCUACUGAGUCUUCCCCCAGGGAAGUCCCUCCAGGCCUCCGUAGUCCUCCCUCCCCCUAGGUGUGAUGGGCUCAGGCCCCUCCUUGGGGCCUCUGGAGUGGAGGGGGCUGUGCCUUCCUCUCUCCCCCAAGUGGGCCUGAGCCACUUUUUAGGCCAGGGUGCCCCGGGGCGGGCACCCGUGCCCUCAUGUUGGCAUUUCCUGUUGUUCUGUUUUUGUUCAGGGUUCAAUAAACCUUUCAGUAUCUUC
Messenger RNA from Sarcophilus harrisii (Tasmanian devil), 4775 nucleotides. RefSeq names its product SPOC domain containing 1 (gene SPOCD1). NCBI's taxonomy places the organism in Eukaryota, Metazoa, Chordata, Mammalia, Dasyuromorphia, Dasyuridae. Bases 166 to 4536 code for a protein of 1456 amino acids. Gene Ontology annotation, cellular component: nucleus. Gene Ontology annotation, biological process: DNA-templated transcription. The record is from RefSeq and is a predicted model, not a curated record. The transcript has 15 exons.